Lepus europaeus (European hare) is the source of this 972-nucleotide messenger RNA. RefSeq names its product MAGE family member B3 (gene MAGEB3). Gene Ontology annotation, cellular component: nucleus. Lineage: Eukaryota; Metazoa; Chordata; Mammalia; Lagomorpha; Leporidae. The record is from RefSeq and is a predicted model, not a curated record. The transcript has a single exon. The coding region runs from base 1 to 972 and encodes 323 amino acids. Gene Ontology annotation, biological process: negative regulation of transcription by RNA polymerase II.
AUGCCUCGGGGGCAGAAAAAUAAGCUUCAAGCUCAUGAGAGAAGCCGCCAGGCCAAAGGUGAGACUCAGGGCCUCCAGAGUGCUGAGGCUCCUGCAGCCAAGAAACAGCUACGCCCUUCCUCAUCUUCUCCUCAGUUUAGAGUUACUACUCAGAGAAAGUCUGCUGCUGUGUCACGUGGUGCUCUCAAGGGGCGUCAGAGAGCCCUACCCACCACAGCGUCUGUAGAUGCUUCUUGCACAAGAUCAUCCACAAGAGCCAACCGCAAAACCAAGAGAAAGCAAAGUUCUUCCCAGGCCCCAGUCUCCACUGUGGAGUCUCCCAGAGGCCCUCUAACCAAGAUGGCAGGUACAUUGGUACAAUUCCUAAUGUACAUGUCCAAAAGUAAAAAGCCUAUUAUGAAAGCGGAUAUGCUGAAGAUUAUCCCUAAAAACUACAAAAAACACUUCCUUGAGAUUCUCAGAAGAGCUGCUUUCAACAUAGAAGUGGUUUUUGGUGUUGACCUAAAGGAAGUUGAUUCUACCAAGCGAUCCUAUGUUCUCGUCAGCAAAAUGAAUCUUCCCAACAAUGGGAUAGUGAAUCGUGGCAGGGGUUUUCCCAAAACUGGUCUGCUGAUGAAUCUCUUGGGUGUGAUCUUCACAAAGGGCAACUGUGCCACUGAGGAGAAGAUAUGGGAAUUCCUGAAUAAGAUGAAGGUCUAUGCUGGGAAGAGACACUUCAUAUUUGGGGAGCCCAGGAAGCUCAUCACCCAAGAUUUCGUGAAGCUUAAAUACCUCGAGUACCGCCAGGUGCCCAACAGUUAUCCUGCACGCUAUGAAUUCCUUUGGGGUCCCAGAGCCCAUGCUGAAACCAGCAAGAUGAGAGUCCUGGAGUUUUUGGCCAAGAUCCAGGACACAGCACCCAGUGCCUUCCCAGCCUUGUAUGAAGAGGCAUUGAGAGAUGAAGAAGAGAGAGCUGAAGCCAGAGAUAUUUAG